Molecule: messenger RNA, 3332 nt
Organism: Kogia breviceps (pygmy sperm whale)
Lineage: Eukaryota; Metazoa; Chordata; Mammalia; Artiodactyla; Physeteridae
Gene: ARHGEF6
Product: Rac/Cdc42 guanine nucleotide exchange factor 6
Biological process (GO): lamellipodium assembly; intracellular signal transduction
Cellular component (GO): lamellipodium; cytoplasm
Molecular function (GO): protein binding; guanyl-nucleotide exchange factor activity
Source: RefSeq, a predicted model, not a curated record
UCCCCGGACUGGAGAGGUUGCGGGCGCCGCACGGAGUUUGGAGACGGGCGCCCCCUCCUCGCCCGCGUCCAGGAGUAAAGUUGCAGCCGCCCCUCCCCGCCCCGGCGAGCCGAGCCCAGCUCUCCAGUUUCGCCCUGGUGGCGGCCGCGCUCGGGGCAGGGUCCCAGCUCCGGCCGAGUGGAACGGUUCCCGCAGCCUUGGCACGGGCUCGGCCGCCCGCUCGCCAGCCCUGCGACUCGGGAGGGCGAGCGGCUUCCCGGAGGCGGCGGCGGCGCGGCUGGACCGAGCGAGCAACCGGAGGACCAGCGGGCAGCGGCCGAGCCAGGUAUUUGAUCCUGAUGACCUUCAUGCAGGGGUCAAUUUCUCCAAGGUUCUGAGCACUCUUUUAGCUGUCAACAAAGCAACAGAAGAUCAGCUCUCAGAAAGGCCAUGUGGACGUUCCUCUUCUCUUAGCGCUGCUAAUAGUUCUCAGACAAACCCACAGGGAGCAGUUUCUAGCACAGCUCCAGGGCUGCAAAGGCAGUCAAAGCCAGUGGAGAUGACGGAAAAUGGAAGUCACCAGUUGAUAGUAAAGGCAAGAUUCAACUUUAAGCAGACUAAUGAAGAUGAGCUGUCUGUCUGUAAAGGGGACAUCAUUUAUGUCACUAGAGUUGAAGAAGGAGGCUGGUGGGAAGGCACAUUAAAUGGGAGAACAGGCUGGUUCCCUAGUAAUUAUGUCCGAGAAAUUAAAUCCAGUGAGAGACCUCUCUCCCCCAAGGCUGUCAAAGGAUUUGAAACUACUCCACUUACCAAGAAUUAUUAUACUGUGGUGUUACAGAAUAUCUUGGACACUGAAAAAGAUUAUGCUAAAGAACUUCAGUCUCUUCUUGUUACUUACUUAAGACCCCUGCAGUCCAAUAACAAUCUGAGUACUGUGGAAUUUACAUCUUUAUUGGGAAACUUCGAGGAAGUAUGCACGUUUCAACAGACGCUCUGCCAAGCCUUGGAAGAAUGUUCAAAGCUUCCAGAAAACCAACACAAAGUAGGUGGUUGUCUACUGAACCUCAUGCCUCAUUUUAAAUCUGUGUAUCUGGCUUACUGUGCAAAUCAUCCUUCAGCUGUAAAUGUACUCACCCAGCACAGUGAUGAUCUGGAACGAUUUAUGGAAAAUCAAGGUGCAUCUAGCCCAGGUAUCCUCAUUUUAACAACAAGUCUCAGCAAACCUUUCAUGCGACUGGAAAAGUAUGUUACUCUCUUGCAAGAGUUGGAACGGCAUAUGGAGGAUACGCAUCCAGAUCACCAGGAUAUGCUGAAAGCAAUCAUAGCAUUCAAAACUCUCAUGGGGCAGUGCCAAGAUGUCAGAAAGAGAAAACAGCUGGAGUUGCAGAUACUUUCGGAACCUAUUCAGGCAUGGGAAGGGGAGGAUAUUAAAACCUUGGGAAAUGUGAUCUUUAUGUCGCAAGUAAUGGUGCAGCAUGGAACAUGUGAGGAAAAAGAGGAGCGGUACCUCAUGUUAUUUUCAAGUGUCUUGAUACUGUUAUCUGCAAGUCCUCGGAUGAGUGGCUUUAUCCAUCAGGGAAAAAUACCAAUAGCAGGAAUGGUGGUGACUAGAUUAGAUGAAAUUGAAGGGAAUGGCUACACAUUUGAAAUCACUGGUAACAUAGUAGAGAGAAUUGUGGUCCACUGCGGCAACAACCAGGACUUCCAGGAUUGGCUGGAGCAUCUGUACAGGCUGAUCAGAGGACCCGCCUCUUGCAGUUCAUUAUCCAAAACAUCUUCGUCAUCCUGUAGUGCUCAUUCCACAUUCUCCCAGUCUUUUAGCUCUACCGGACAGCCCCGAGGACCCUUGGAGCCUCCUCAAAUUAUAAAACCGUGGAGCUUAAGUUGUCUGCGACCUGCGCCUCCACUUAGACCAUCAGCAGCGCUAGGUUAUAAAGAGAGGAUGUCUUAUAUCUUAAAGGAAUCUGGUAAAAGCCCCAAAACGAUGAAGAAGUUUCUUCACAAAAGAAAGACCGAAAGAAAGCCCUCGGAGGAGGAAUAUGUCAUCCGCAAAAGUACGGCUGCCCUGGAAGAGGACGCUCAGAUUCUGAAAGUGAUCGAAGCCUACUGUACCAGUGCCAACUUUCAACAAGGCCACGGCUCAAGUGCUCGCAAGGAUUCCGUUCCCCAAGUCCUACUCCCCGAGGAAGAGAAACUCAUCAUCGAAGAAACCAGAAGCAACGGCCAGACCAUCAUUGAAGAAAAGAGCCUUGUCGACACUGUUUAUGCCUUGAAGGAUGAGGUCAAAGAGCUGAAACAGGAGAAUAAAAGAAUGAAGCAGUGCCUGGAAGAAGAGUUGAAAUCAAGAAGGGACCUAGAAAAGCUGGUCCGGAGGCUGUUGAAGCAAACUGAUGAGUGUAUGCGGGCCGAGUCCAGUAGCAAGACCUCCAUUCUCCCAUAACCAUCACAGUGCAGCUGGCAGAGGGUGCCUGCAGGGCAUCGGGAAAUGUCCAGCUGAGUGAUCUGACUCAGUUUGCUUGUUCACUUCUCUGUUUUUUAUUUCGUAUCUUAGUCUCUCUCUCUCUCUCUCUCUCUCUCUCUCUCUCUGUGUGUGUUUGGUUCAGUGUUUGUUGUUGUUUGGUUAUUGGUUGGUUGUUUUGUUUUUUUUUUUUUGACAGAGGUCAAAGCAAGAGGGGGUGAACGUCUCCCCAGAGCCUUUUCCAUUCAGUAAGCAAAGGGAAGCUAAUGUAGGCAAAUGACUUACAUGGUCUUCAGAUGGCUUUCAAUUCAUAGUGCCUCUCUCCCGGCCAUUAUCUCGGGUCACUGCUUUUGGGCUGGCUGCUGUCCCAAAGUGGCCGGCCAUGGCUUAGUACAUGUGAACUUGACUUUCUCCCCCAAUGCUUUCCUGUGCCUGGCAGCCCCUCAGUAGCUGAUUUACUGAAGGCAACACUUCUGGAACUCGGACAGGCGUAGGGUGAAAGGCUAACACGUUCGCCCAGCGAUCCAGCAGCCCUUCCCUGGGCCGUCCUCAAUGCACACUUUUUUUAAUGACUACCCUAUUUUGUCUAUAAGACCAAGAAACCUGUAGUGCCCUCCCUCCUUUCGUGCCGGUUUACAUUUUAACUCUGUGGGACAGAAGCUCUGGUCACCCAUGCCAACACCAAAUCCAUUAGCAAAUUGCACUGGACAGUCCUCCCCUUCAGUAGCAGAGCUGCCCAUCUCUUGCCAGUGCAUGAUAGCUUUUGUCCCUAACCUUCUGCCUGUGUGUAAGUUUUCUAUUUCCCCAGUGCUUUUAGCCAAGCAUACCAAGUGGUGUGUCAACUGGUAUGUGUGUGCUUUGCUUUUUAAAAAUACAGGCUGUGAGCACUUACUUU